Molecule: messenger RNA, 2151 nt
Organism: Tripterygium wilfordii
Lineage: Eukaryota; Viridiplantae; Streptophyta; Magnoliopsida; Celastrales; Celastraceae
Product: protein RCC2 homolog
Exons: 16
Coding region: 299-1921 (540 amino acids)
Source: RefSeq, a predicted model, not a curated record
UUAUCGGGAAAAACCCAAACAAUCCCCUUUUUAUCUCUUUUUAUACUCCUGCUGCUUCCUUCCGCUUUGAAUUUUUAGGGUUUCGUUUUCUUUCUCUUCCUUCGCCUUGCUCCAGCUUAAACCAUAUCCCCGAUCUCUGCUACUAGCCGUUGCAUCUGUUCCCGCCAAUUUAACGCGCAUACCAGCCGUUGAUGGUCGUUUAUUUGAAAUUUUAGCCGUUAGAUCCGCCGUGUGUAGUGCCAUUUUGGGUUUUUAUUUUAUUUGUUUAUUAUCAGGAAGUCUGAUCAUAGUUUGACCAAUGUCGUCGGCGGUGUCAGCGGAGAAGAAGUCAGAGGAGAAUGAGAAGAAGGAGGUCAAGGGAGGAGAGAUGCUUUUCUGCGGGUCCACUUGCUGGGACAUGGUUGGCCGGAAAAAAGGUGCUUCUGAAGGCAACUUGAUUUCUCCUACUAGGCUCCGACCCCUUGUUGGUAUUGACAUUUGCUUCGUUGCCUCCGGUUGCAAUUCGUGUCAUUGCGUGGCAUUGGAUGUUGGAGGACGUUGUUAUACGUGGGGCCGCAAUGAGAAGGGGCAACUGGGUCACGGAGAUAAAAUUCAGCGUGAUAGGCCGACAGUUGUCUCUGAACUUUCUAAGUAUAAAAUUGUUAGAGCUGGAGCUGGUAGGAGCCACACAGUAGUGGUUACAGAAGAUGGUCAAUCUUUAGCAUUUGGCUGGAACAAACAUGGACAGCUUGGUUCGGGUUCAGUAAAAAAUGAGAUUGAGUCGUCUCCUGUUCGCUGUCUUGCUUCUGAAGUCAAGAAUACAGCCUGUGGAUCUGAUUUCACUGUGUGGUUAUCUUCAGUUGAAGGAUCUUCUAUACUAACUGCCGGCCUUCCACAGUAUGGUCAGCUAGGACAUGGAACAGACAAUGAGUACAAUAUGAAAGAUAGCUCUGUGAGGCUUGUUUAUGAAGCUCAACCUCGACCCAAAGCAAUAGGUUCUCUCGCAGGAGAGACUAUUGUCAAAGUUGCAUGCGGAACAAACCAUACAGUUGCUGUGGAUGCUAAUGGCUAUGUAUACACGUGGGGCUUUGGUGGUUAUGGAAGGCUUGGUCAUAGAGAGCAGAAGGAUGAGUGGGUCCCUAGAAGAGUUGAUGUCUUUCAGAGGCAGAACAUUCUACCUCCUGAUGCAGUUAUUUCAGCUGGUGCUGGGAACUCUGCAUGUACUGCUGGGGGUGGGCAAUUGUAUAUGUGGGGGAAGAUAAAGAAUACUGGUGAUGAUUGGAUGUAUCCAAAACCUCUCAUGGAUUUAAGUGGUUGGAAUCUACGUUGUAUGGAUUCAGGCAAUAUGCACCAUUUUGUUGGUGCUGAUAUCUCCUGCAUAAGUUGGGGACAUGCUCAGUAUGGAGAGCUUGGAUAUGGUCCUGAAGGACAAAAAUCUUCAGCAGUGCCCAAAAAGGUGGAUAUUCUCGAGGGCCUGCAUGUUCUUGGAGUUGCUUGUGGAAUGGGCCAUUCCAUGAUUAUAGUUGAUAGAACAGAUGUUGGUGACCAACUUGAUCAGCUUGAUGUUUAUGAUGGCAAGGCUUCUGCGGAAGGGAAUGAAGCUGCUGAAGCUAAGGAAUCCAUAAAAAAGGGUGCUGCUAAAGGUUCUGAGAAUUCCAAGAAACGGAAGGUUUCCAAAAGUUCAUCAGAGUCGGAAGACGAUGGGGACAGUGAUGAGGACAGUGGCAGCUCUGAGGAAGAGGCCAAUGGUAAGGCAGAAAUGAAGUCAAAACGGGGUGGGAAAGCUUCUGGCAGAGGACGAGGUAAGGGUGCCAAAAGUUCUGCAUCUGAUGGAAAAGGCGCUGCACGAGGGCGAGGGCGCCCUCCCUCAACUAAAAAUUCAAAAAGUCCACAAAGUUCUGGAGGAAAAACUGGUAAGAGAGGAAGGCCUCGCAAGGCAUAAUUUAUUUUCCCCCGGGUUUAAGUGGGAAAUUUUGUUUUUCUCGAUACAAGGAAGUUUUAACUUUAUAUGUUUGUUUUGAGUCACUUUCGACAUCUUCAUUCUCAAGUUCUUUAAUUGCUCUGUGCUUCCUUGAAGAAAACGAUGGUCCAGAAUCAACAUCUUGUAACAACUCUCAUUGAGGAAGUAAUUUCUCAUUGAUUUGUUCCGGAAUUGUCUUCUUUUAAGUUCUA